Lithohypha guttulata is the source of this 1314-nucleotide messenger RNA. RefSeq lists its product as uncharacterized. Lineage: Eukaryota; Fungi; Ascomycota; Eurotiomycetes; Chaetothyriales; Trichomeriaceae. Bases 1 to 1314 code for a protein of 437 amino acids. The transcript has 2 exons. The record is from RefSeq and is a predicted model, not a curated record.
AUGGCUAUUGCCAGUAGAAAUACAGCCCUCAUUCGAGAGGACAUAGAUCUGGAAAAAGGUCUUCAGCUUUAUUUCAAGGAUGGACUUGGUGCUACAGCUCGACCAGAGCCGGCGCUCCGGAAACAGGAGGAAGUAUACAGCAACGAGUCGUUCAUUAGUAGCACCUCGACUUUGACUGCAGAGAAGAUUAGCGGUUCUGGAACACAACAAUUGCCCAACAAGAAACAUGGUCGUACUCACCGCAACAUGCGGUUUACUUUCUUCUCCGUGUACCGCAGAUUACAUCUGCUUGUGGUGCUGGCAAAUAUAGCCGUAAUCGCAGGAUUAUGGGGAUCAGGAAAGCUUUUCAGCCUCGAAACAGAACUGAUCGGUACUGCAGCCGCAGCCAACCUUCUUGCCGCAAUUUUGAUAAGACAAGAACUGAUUAUCAAUCUGCUAUUUGCCACAUUCGUUACCUUUUCACAUCCAUGGUUGAGGUCAAAGUUCCACAACAUCUGGGAAGCAAUACAUCGGUUUGCCGGAUGGACAGCCGUUGCUCUGUUCUGGGCUCAUGUGGUACUGAGUACUCAUGCACAGGAGAAAGCAAGUGGUCAAACAAUGGCAGAGCUUCUCGGCAGAAAUCCUCUCUUCUGGAUUCUUCUCGUUGUUACCGUUUCCCUCAUUCUGCCUUGGCUGCGGUUGCGAAGAGUGCCGGUACGAGCAGAACACCUUUCGACGCAUGCAGUCCGACUGCAUUUUGGCUAUACGAACCUUCCGCUGUGUGCCGCACCUCGGUUCUCUGACAGUCCGCUCAAGGAGUGGCAUGCUUUCGCGGGUAUUCCUGAGUCAGAUGGUGUUGGCUUCUCGGUUCUGGUCUCUGAUGCAGGAGACUGGACGAAGAAGAUCGUCCAGAGUCCUCCGAAACAGCUCUGGACCAGAGGCAUACCUGCCAGAGGCGUUCUGCAUGUUGCACCAAUUUUCAAGAAGCUGGUGCUAGUGGCAACUGGUUCAGGAAUUGGUCCUAUAUUGUCGUUGCUUUAUGCGCGCAACCUCAACGUGAGGAUUAUCUGGUCGACCAAGGACCCCAUCCAGACGUAUUCAUCUGCGAUAGUUGAGCAGGUGAUACAGGCCGACCCCGAGGCAGUCAUCAUCAAUACUACCAAGCGAACCACCAGAGGCUCUCGACCCAAUCUCGUCCAGGAAGCAUAUGACCUUUACCGGAAAUCACAGGCAGAAGCGGUCUUUGUCAUCUCAAAUCCCCAGGUCACACGUAAGGUCGUAUAUGGGCUCGAAUCCAGGGGUGUUCCUAUUUUCGCACCUAUCUUCGAUUCUUAA